Molecule: messenger RNA, 1497 nt
Organism: Labrus bergylta (ballan wrasse)
Lineage: Eukaryota; Metazoa; Chordata; Actinopteri; Labriformes; Labridae
Source: RefSeq, a predicted model, not a curated record
UAUGAAGUAGAACUCAUACUUGUUGAGGGAAAUUUGAAUCAUGAGAGAACAGGGAAAACCCUGAAGUUAUCAAGGGGACAGAAGCAUGACAUUCUUGAAACCCUUGCAUCCAAAAUGCAUAGCUUUAAAGCAUAUCCCAGUGAUAAAGACAUUUCAGUGGUUGCAGAAGCGCUUGUCACCACCCAUCCUUGUCUUAAAGAACCAGGAACGCAGACAGGAUGGUAUGGUUGGAAAAAUAGUCUGAAGUUUAAGAUGGGUAACUUCUGCACUAAGUUGAGUCGGGCAGGAUAUAGUGAGGUAGCUGUAAAUUCUGGAAAGAGAAGCAGAAACAACCCUGACAAACAAUCUCCCCACACUGACAUAAAGAGACCAAAAAGGGCAGAAGUGAAUUUUCUCCCCAACUUUCCAAAAGGAGAAGAUGGUUCAAGCCUUGAGCGACAGAGACUCCAGAUUGUAGAUGAAGUUAUAAGGACUGACAAAAACCUCCCUCUGAUUGCAAAGUUGAUGCAGACCACCUUUUCCCUGCGACGCAAAGAGGUCAUCAAUGAUGACUUGCCUGUUGGAGAGAUCCUGGAGCGCUGGCCUGCCCUAAAGAUGGAGUCACAGAUUUGUGCAGAGUUUCACAGAAUCACAAACAUCAACCUGAAGAACCACUUCUAUUCUGAGUUAGACAGACAUGUCCCUCGUCUUCAGAGUUUGUUCAGGAAGAAAGCUGCGCGCACAGGGAAGGUGUCUGAAGUCCUGGAUCAGCUCUUCAACACUUAUGACCGCCAGGAACAAGUUGACGUCAAUGUCCUCCGUGCUGCCGUCCUCCGUGCUCUCCCUACAUAUCUGCAUGAGGAUGACUCCGGAUUUCUGAAGCUGUGGGAUCAGGCCCUGUCAGAUGAACUGCAAAUCGACAACAUACCAGUUGGGCUCCUCCUGAUCAGUGCCACUUCAACAGAUGCUGCGGUAUUCUGCCCGAGAAGGUUGCCGUUGUGCUUGAGGGACUCUGUUCCACACCACAUUGCUGUACACAUCAAUGAGCGUAAGGUUAAGACAGCUUCAGCAGCUGCAGUGUUGGCAGAUGAGUAUGUGUUGACUCAUGCUGGUGGCUCAGAAUGGCGCUGGGGCGUAAAGGACAAUGUGAAGUUUAGUCCAGGAAAGUUUGUUGGGGCUACUCAGGGUUCUCAGGCCAGUUUCAGAAGUGUACCAGCGCCAAACUUUGAGAAGCCCUUUAAACUUCAGGUGGACGCAAGUGGAGUUGGUGCAGGAGCUGUACUGUUGCAAGGGAAGGGGGCUAUUGAUCAUCCAGUCUGCUUCUUCUCCCGGUUUGGCGUCAUCUGGUGGUUGGCGGUGGCAUGCCAGCUGGUCGUGGGGAGACUCGCCAGCUGGUCGUGGGGAGACUCGCCCACCUGCCUGCUGAUUGCGGAUGGGCUUCACCUGGGUGGAAGGGCAUACAACCGGGCUGCCAGAGCUUUCAGGGGGUUCCUCGGGGCCUACACGAGCUGGCCGUAA